Drosophila grimshawi is the source of this 1747-nucleotide messenger RNA. Its product is annotated as cytochrome P450 6A1. The transcript is spliced from 2 exons. The record is from RefSeq and is a predicted model, not a curated record. Gene Ontology annotation, molecular function: heme binding; oxidoreductase activity, acting on paired donors, with incorporation or reduction of molecular oxygen; iron ion binding. Bases 22 to 1521 code for a protein of 499 amino acids. NCBI's taxonomy places the organism in Eukaryota, Metazoa, Arthropoda, Insecta, Diptera, Drosophilidae.
GCUGCUGAACGUCAGUCAGUCAUGUCACUUUGGUGGUUGAGUUUGGCGCUGUUGUCGGCGCUAUUGUCGCUACUCUGUAUCUAUCUGGAGCGCACUUACAGCUACUGGGCGCGACGGGGGGUGUUGUACGAUAAACCGGUUUGGUUCUAUGGCAAUCUGAGGAGUGUGGGUAGAACGACAACGGUGCUGGAGCCAUUUCGCAGGUUCUAUGAGAAAUACAAGGGAAGGGCGCCAUUCGGGGGCUUCUAUUUUGCAUUGCGUGGCGCUGCAGUGCUGCUGGAUCUGGAGCUGGUGAAGCUGGUGAUGGUGAAGGAUUUCCAUAACUUUGCGCACCGUGGCAACUACUACAAUGAGGCGGAUGAUCCCAUUUCGGCGCAUCUGUUCAAUUUGGAUGGUCGCGAUUGGCGCGAGAUGCGCAACAGACUGACGCCAACGUUCACCUCGUUGAAGAUGCAUCAAAUGCUGCCCACCGUGGUGGAGAUUGCCAAUCGGUUUGUGAAGGUGGUGCAGCAAAAGAUUGAGCCGUUGCAGCAUGCCGAGGAGUCACCAGUGAUGGUGAAAGAUCUGCUGGCUCGCUUCACCAUGGACGUCAUUGGUAGCUGUGCCUUUGGCCUGGAGUGCAACAGUCUCAACGAUCCCAAUGACCAGUUCUGUCGCCUCGGCCAAAGGACCUUCCAGGAGCGGCGUCACGGUCGUCUUGCCUUCGCCUUCAUGCAGGCCUUUCCCCAGCUGGCCCGACGACUGCACUUCAAGAUGGUGCAGGAUGAUGUCAGUGCGUUCUUCAUGAGCGUCGUACGCGAAACUCUCGACUAUCGGGAUAAGCAUCAGGUGCAACGGAAUGAUUUCCUCAAUCUGCUGAUGGAGCUGCGCAACGAUCCGAAUGGUGGAUUGACCUUCAAUCAGAUUGCGGCCCAGGCGUUCGUCUUCUUUCUGGGCGGAUUCGAGACCAGUUCCAGCACCAUGGGCUUCGCUCUGCAUCUGCUCGCCCUGCACCCAGAGGUGCAGCAGCGUGGCAGGGAGGAGGUGCAACAGGUGUUUGCCAAGCACAAGGAGCUCAACUAUGAGGCCUUGCGGGACCUCAAGUAUAUCAAGCAAAUCGUUUAUGAAACACUUCGAAAGUAUUCCAUUGCAUCUAUACUCAUACGCAUGACCAUUGAGGAUUAUGAAGUGCCCGGCACAGAUUAUGUACUGGAAGCGGGCACACCUCUCGUCAUACCCGUCGAUGCCAUCCAUCACGAUCCGGACAUUUAUCCGGAGCCAGAGAAAUUCGAUCCGGAUCGCUUUACACCCGAGGCCAUCGAGGAGCGACACUCAGCUGCCUGGCUGGGUUUUGGUGCCGGUCCGCGUAAUUGCAUUGGCCUCCGAUUUGGCGAAAUGCAGACUCUGGUCGGUCUGGCUGUGCUCCUCAAGAACUUUAAGUUCUCGGCUGCCAAGGACACUGAAAUACCCCUGAGAAUCAACAAGACAAGCUUCUUUCUGCAAUCGGAGGGCGGAAUUGUGCUCAAUGUGCAGAAAGUAUAAAAAUGGUUGAGUAUAAAAAAUGGAAAAAUGUUUGUUUUUUAAGUCAAUGCUCCGAUUCGAACCAACGAUUUCUGUGUUAAAUGUCAUUAUUUAAAUUAUACUUAUAGCUGGGGUUUCUCCUUAAAAAGUGUCUUUAUUAAUGCUUAAGUUUUCUUGCACCAUUUCCGCCUGUCAAAAUGUUCUUAUUCUACUAUUAAAUAAAGAAUGUAUAAAUAUUUCCUAUGAG